This is a messenger RNA of Chrysochloris asiatica (Cape golden mole), 2067 nucleotides long. RefSeq names its product solute carrier family 34 (type II sodium/phosphate contransporter), member 2 (gene SLC34A2). Gene Ontology annotation, molecular function: sodium:phosphate symporter activity. The transcript has 12 exons. Gene Ontology annotation, cellular component: brush border; apical plasma membrane; vesicle. Gene Ontology annotation, biological process: intracellular phosphate ion homeostasis; sodium-dependent phosphate transport. The record is from RefSeq and is a predicted model, not a curated record. Bases 1 to 2067 code for a protein of 688 amino acids. NCBI's taxonomy places the organism in Eukaryota, Metazoa, Chordata, Mammalia, Afrosoricida, Chrysochloridae.
AUGGCUCCUUGGCCUGAGUUGGAAAAUGCCCAGCCAGACCCCAAUAAAUAUAUCGAUGGGGCUACAAAACAGCAGUCUUCCACACCUGCAAAAGGCGAACAGACCUCCAAAAAUGCCCCUGGGGGUCCUGUAACCAAGAUGGAACUUCUGCCUUCCUACUCCACUGUGGCAUUGAUUGAAGAGCCCACGGAGGUAGAUGAUCCCUGGGAUCUGCCGGCACUUCGGAAUUCGGGGACCAAGUGGUCAGAGAGAGACACCAAAGGGAAGAUUCUAUGUAUAUUCCAAGGGAUUGGGAAAUUCAUUCUCCUCCUGGGAUUCCUCUACUUGUUCGUGUGCUCCUUGGAUGUCCUUAGCAGUGCCUUCCAGCUGGUUGGAGGAAAGGUGGCCGGGCAGUUCUUCAGUGACAACUCAAUGCUGUCCAACCCUGUGGCAGGGCUGGUGAUUGGAGUGUUGGUGACUGUCAUGGUGCAGAGCUCCAGUACCUCCUCAUCUAUCAUUGUCAGCAUGGUGGCUUCUUCAUUGUUGACCGUGCGUGCUGCCGUUCCCAUCAUCAUGGGGGCCAACAUUGGAACUUCCAUCACCAACACUAUCGUGGCACUCAUGCAGGCAGGAGACCGGAAUGAAUUCCGAAGGGCUUUUGCGGGCGCCACCGUCCAUGACUUCUUCAACUGGCUGUCUGUGCUGGUGCUCCUGCCCCUGGAGGCCGCCACCAAGUACUUGGAGCUCCUGACCAACCUCAUCGUAGAGUCCUUCCACUUCAAGAAUGGCGAAGACGCCCCAGAACUUCUCAAAGUGAUCACUGAUCCAUUCACAAAGCUCAUUAUCCAGCUGGAUAAAAAAGUUAUCAACCAAAUUGCAAUGAAGGAUGAAGCAGCCCAAAACAUGAGUCUGGUCAAGAUUUGGUGCAAGACUUUUACCAAUAUGACUGAGAUGAAUGUCACCGUCCCCUCGUCUGAGAACUGUACUUCCCCUUCCCUCUGUUGGUAUGAUGGUCUUGAAUUCUGGACCACGAAGAACGUGACGUACAAGGAGAACAUUGCUAAAUGUCGCCAUAUCUUUGUGAAUUUCAACCUCCCGGAUCUUGCCGUCGGCAUCAUCUUGCUCAUCAUCUCCUUGCUGGUCCUCUGUGGCUGCCUGGUCAUGAUUGUCAAGCUCCUCAACUCUGUGCUGAAGGGACAGGUUGCCAUUGUCAUCAAGAAGACCCUCAACACUGAUUUCCCCUUUCCCUUUGCCUGGCUGACUGGUUACCUGGCUAUCUUCGUGGGGGCGGGAAUGACCUUCAUUGUGCAGAGCAGUUCCGUGUUCACGUCAGCCUUGACUCCGCUGAUUGGCAUUGGUGUGAUAACCAUUGAGAGGGCGUACCCACUCACACUGGGUGCCAACAUCGGUACCACCACCACCGCCAUCCUGGCCGCCUUAGCCAGCCCAGGCAAGACAUUGAAGAGUUCGCUCCAGAUCGCCCUGUGCCACUUCUUCUUCAAUAUCUCCGGCAUCUUGCUGUGGUACCCAAUUCCAUUCACCCGCCUGCCUAUCCGCCUGGCCAAGGGGCUGGGCAACAUCUCUGCCAAGUACCGCUGGUUUGCCAUCUUCUACCUGGUCUUCGUUUUCCUUCUGACCCCACUGGCAGUGUUUGGCCUCUCCCUGGCCGGCUGGCCGGUGCUGGUAGGCGUGGGUGUUCCCAUCAUCCUCUUACUGCUCCUAGUAGUGCUCCUCCGGCUCCUACAGUUCCGCUGCCCAAGUAUCCUGCCCCAAAAGCUCCAGAACUGGAACUUCCUGCCCCGCUGGAUGCACUCGCUGAAGCCCUGGGACAACCUCGUCUCCAUGGUGACCAGCUGCUGCCAGAGGCGCUGUUGUUGCUGCUGCCGCGUGUGCUGCCGUGUGUGCUGCCUGCUGUGUGGCUGUCCCCAAGGGUGUCGCUGCAGCAAAUGCUGCGAAAAUCUGGACGAGGUCCCGGAGCACUCCAAGGACAUCCCCAUCAAGGGCCCCGAGGCCUUCGAUAACAUGGUCAUACAUGGCCAGCAGGCCCAGGUUGGGGCCAAGUCCAUCUCCAACAGCACAGCAUUAUAG